This is a messenger RNA of Alternaria conjuncta, 1134 nucleotides long. RefSeq lists its product as uncharacterized. Bases 1 to 1134 code for a protein of 377 amino acids. The record is from RefSeq and is a predicted model, not a curated record. The transcript has a single exon. Lineage: Eukaryota; Fungi; Ascomycota; Dothideomycetes; Pleosporales; Pleosporaceae.
AUGAUUCGUUAUACGCGUCUCAUGACCUUGUUCAAUGAACGAGAUCUGACUUUCCCAGAAGAUGUUCUUGACGCUUUCGUGAGUUGUCUCGCACAUCUGAGCAGCAUAUUCCCAGGCGGUUUCAUAUCCGGUUUGCCGACGAUGUGCUUCGACGCCGCGCUAUUGUGGCAGCCAUGGGCAUAUCUGAAGAGACGGAAGCCCCGUCGACUGCCUGCUGACGACAUCGUUCUACCUUCAUGGUCUUGGGCAGGAUGGGAAGGCAUCAUCAACUCUGAAAGCUGGAGAAGUGCUGCCAACUACCAGAUUGAGUACUUGCCUGAAUCAGAGAUACCCCAAUUUACUUCCUGGAGAACCUUCAGCACGGUGGACUGGACGUACUCUAAGACGUUAACAUCGGAGCGGUACCCAAUCAACAUCCCUUCGCAGUUCAGGAGGCCGGCUUUCACCAAGCUUGGGGAUGAUCUUCCUCCAGGAUGGUCCAUGUCUGCGAAUCUGGGAGAAGAUGUUCAUGCAGUCCGACACUCAUGCGACCCAUCCGCAUCCUUUCGCUAUCCGAUUCCGAUCCUCGGCCAAACAGGACGCCGGCAACCUGUGAUCAAUGCUCGCUACCUGCACUGUAUCACGAGACACGCCUUCCUCGCGCUAGGCAAGGAGUUCCUCAACACAACAUCGGGCUGUCCUUCCGUGCAGCUCCUCACCAAAUCCGGCCGAUGGGCUGGGUGUCUCCGACUCAACUUCAUACCUUCUCAUGCGCGCGACGAAACAUCAACACCGUCUACCCCGACUCUGAAACAUCGCUCUCGGGAUACGUCUAAAGCUCUUCCCAGCUUUGCUUUCACCACCCCUUCGCCGUCUGAAGUCGCGGAUGCGCUCUUCGACCCUGAUCGAAUUGAAAACGAGUUGUGUGAGCUUAUCGAGAUAUCUGCUGGCUCGGUGGAGAAUUGGGAAAUCGAUGCGCGAAGCUUCGAUGAAUGGUAUCAAGAUGGCGCCUGGGUUAAAGGACUGUACGAGUUCGUCAAUGUACUCUGGGUAACGCGGGUGGAAGGAGUCGCAUAUCGCAAAGCGCUUGGGAGGAUUCAGAAGGAUGUGUGGGAGAACGAGGCGAAGGAUGAGAUAGAAGUCACGCUCGGAUGA